Messenger RNA from Lolium rigidum, 358 nucleotides. RefSeq names its product 11 kDa late embryogenesis abundant protein-like. The transcript has a single exon. Gene Ontology annotation, biological process: embryo development ending in seed dormancy. Bases 23 to 358 code for a protein of 111 amino acids. The record is from RefSeq and is a predicted model, not a curated record. Lineage: Eukaryota; Viridiplantae; Streptophyta; Magnoliopsida; Poales; Poaceae.
AUCAACAUCGAGGCAGAGCUCGAUGAUGCAGGGCGGGGAGAGCGCCGGUGGCGCGGCAAAAGAAGCGGCAGCGAACCUCGGCGCGUCAGCGUGGGCGGGCAAGGAGAAGACCGUGGCGGUGGUGCAGGAGCAGGUGGAGAAGGUGAAGGCGCACGACGACCCGGCCGGCCAGGCUGCCGCGGAGGCCAGGAAGGAUGAGCGGUUCGAGGAGGUGGAGGCCGUCAAGCAGGAGGCCAUACUCCACAACGCCGCCGUCGCCAAGAACGGCCGCGCGGCCGCCAUCGUCGCUGACGAGACCGAGGCCCAAGCUGCCGCCGCCGCCGAGACGGAGGCCCGCGCCGUGGACGCGGAGGGCUAG